AUGGCUGAUCCCGUCUCUCCGCCUUCUUCUCCCCCGCGGGAUUCCAACACCACCCCCAGCACCACCAACAACGAGAAGACCACGACCCAUACGCCAGUCACUCCCGAAAACAAACGUCUCUCGCAAAUCGGUGGACUCUCCUUUGCCGAACGGAAGAUGAGCCGUCGUCCCUCCACCGCCCCCACCCCCAUCGUUGAGGGAGAUGGUGGCUUGACAAGAGACGUGCAUCACUCUCUUCCUGGUGACGCCCGCAACAACAGAAAAUCCAGGACGCAGGCGGAUAUGGCGAAGCGCAGGAGCUCCUACUAUGAGGAGGCGUUCCAGGGAGACAGGGAGGCCAACGUGGUCAAGGACCGUAUCUACGGUGAGGCUAUCGUAAUGGCUGAGCUGCGCACCAACGUAAUUAUCAACGAUGAGUUCAGCUUCAUCACGGACUUUUCCUACCAGCUGUCGAUCAGAUAUCAGCGACCGGUGCAUUCGAUCGUGGUCAACCUCCAGCACGGAGCCUGCAUGCUUUUUGGCGGUACUUUUGAGCCGGCCUACACACUGUCGGUUCACGCGCUUCCCGUCGAGGUGGGCGUGACCAAGAACAAGAGGAACACGGCCUUGAUCCAGAAGCACCUCCAAGAAAGUCUCGGCGUCGCCCCCGUCCGCGGAUUCGUCAAGUUCGUCGAGGUGCCCGCUGAGAACAUGGCAGUCAACGGCAAGACCACUGCUUCCCACAUUUCAGAGAUGACUGGCGAAGAAGAUGAGACUAUUGCUGAACGCCGUGCUCGUAACCGCAAGAGUAUCAGUGCCAAGUCCAUCUCGGCUCUUCGUCACGGAUCCAUUGUCGGACCCCGAAAGGGGUCGGUCUUUGAUUUCCGGAGAGAGUCCGUCGCAGCUCCACGAAAGGAAUCAGUCAUGGCCCCUCCCCAGGAGCUUACUCCUCCCCACAGCGCGACGGAUGCGCCUCCUAUUCCUCCUAUCCCCGAAGCUCACGUCGUCAACAACACUGGCCCCGCCUCCGCCGAGAAGGAAGCACCCAUCAAGGAAGUUGAGAAGGCUCCCACCAACAACCAGCUGGCCCCUCCCAAGAAGGCAAAACGCAAGAGCAGCUUUGUCUCGUCGCUGUUUUCGCGCUCUCCCAAGAGCGCACCUAUGUCUACUGUGGCAUCGUAG
Messenger RNA from Colletotrichum higginsianum IMI 349063, 1161 nucleotides. RefSeq names its product Macrophage migration inhibitory factor. NCBI's taxonomy places the organism in Eukaryota, Fungi, Ascomycota, Sordariomycetes, Glomerellales, Glomerellaceae. The record is from RefSeq and is a predicted model, not a curated record. The coding region runs from base 1 to 1161 and encodes 386 amino acids. The transcript has 3 exons. Gene Ontology annotation, molecular function: phenylpyruvate tautomerase activity.